Molecule: messenger RNA, 984 nt
Organism: Haliotis rufescens (red abalone)
Lineage: Eukaryota; Metazoa; Mollusca; Gastropoda; Lepetellida; Haliotidae
Product: putative nuclease HARBI1
Exons: 4
Coding region: 61-984 (307 amino acids)
Source: RefSeq, a predicted model, not a curated record
AACCCCCUCGACGAUUUGGAUGAUCAUGACAUCAUCGAGAGGUACCGCCUAUCACGACACAUGAUAUUUUCUAUCAUUGGUAAAGUGAGUGACAGACUUGAACAUCAAACCCAGCGUUCCCAUGCAAUACCACCUUACCUUAAUGUUUUAAUUGCUCUGAGAUACUUUUCCAAGGGUGGGUUUUACAGUGAGAUUGCCGAUAUCCACGGUGUGAGUAAAUCCUCCGUCUGCAGAGCAAUCCACGCAACAACAGACGCAUUAUGUGCAACCAUGGGUGAUUUUGUAUUUCCCACAAUGCCUUCCACUCAGAAGAGUACCAAAGAAUCAUUCUUCGACAUAGCUGGAUUCCCUAAAGUACUCGGUGCAAUUGACUGCACACUCGUACCCAUAAUGGCGCCGAAACGUGACGAAGUAGCCUACGUUUGUCGGAAGGGUUACCACGCACUGAACAUACAGGCAGUAUGUGAUGCCAACAUGAGAUUUACAAACUGUGUCUUCAAGUGGCCUGGCUCUGUCCAUGACAGUUAUAUAUGGAAUAACUCUGCCCUUGGUCAGUACUUUGAAAAGAAGAAUAUUGAUGGAUGGCUACUUGGAGACUCUGGAUAUGCCUGCAGACCAUGGCUGCUGACCCCGGUGCUCAAUCCCAGCUCAGAAGGACAGGAGAAAUACAAUAGAUGCCAUAUCAAGACACGGAACACAAUAGAGAGAGCAUUUGGCUUGUGCAAGUCAAGAUUUAGAUGCCUUCACAAGACAACUGGUGUAUUACAAUUCACCCCAGAAAGGAGUUUGUGUGUUGUCCGGGCUUGCUUCUUGUUGCAUAACAUGUGCAUCCAUGAAAGAAUACCACUUCCCCAGGGCAUUGAGCUACUCAGAGGAGAGGGAACUGCCACAGAGUUGCCAUGUGCUGCUGACUUCCCAACAACAAGCUCUGGUUGUGAUGGACUGUCAGCAAGACAUCAAUUAAUUUUGCAUAAGUUCACUUAA